Messenger RNA from Fonticula alba, 1686 nucleotides. RefSeq lists its product as hypothetical. NCBI's taxonomy places the organism in Eukaryota, Rotosphaerida, Fonticulaceae. The record is from RefSeq and is a predicted model, not a curated record. The coding region runs from base 1 to 1686 and encodes 561 amino acids. The transcript is spliced from 5 exons.
AUGACCACUCCCCCGACUGGUCCGCCGCCCCCCGGGGGGGAGGGCGUCUCUGGUUCAGCCCCGGCGGCGGCUGCGCCACCCCCGGCACCCUAUUAUACGUCCAUCUUUGCGGCCAGCAAUCCGCUGGCUUCGGCCACAUCGUCGGAGGACGGCAUGGCCCUGCCCCCGGGGCCAGGUGCCAUGCCGGAAAGUUCCCCCUUCCCGUCGGUCGCAUCGGGAGGCCUCCCCCCCCUGCCGGCGGCCUCGGGCAUUCCCCCCGGCGUUCCGCUCCUGCAGUCGGUGCCCCGGUACCUCCCACUUGCGCCAGUGAUGGCCGCCGUUCCCGGGCGUUUCCCCCUGCCUCCAGGGCAUGUGGAGGCUCUGGAGGAACUCCCCCUCCCUCCGGGGCCUCCGGCCAGCCAGAAUACCCUAAUCACUCGGUGGACUCGGGCGGCGGGUGCCGAUGACUCGGCCCCGGCGUCGGCGACCCCCGCCGUUCCUGAAAGGGCGCCAGCUGGCGACCCGCUCGAUGGGGUUUAUCGACGACUGGCCGAUCAGGGCACUCUGCCGGAUAGCGUCCUGCUCGGGAGCUUCCUGGUCCGGGGCUUUGUGAUCGGCACGCGGCUGGUCUCUGGGCCCGAGCACACCGGCCCGGCGUCUCGCAGCUCCCCAGCCUUCGGGCCAAUGGGCAUCGGCAGCCGGGUGCGGCUUUACUCCAACCAGUCCGGACUGAGCGCCGGGAGGACUGCCCCCGGGUCAGCAUCACGGCCGAGCUCACGCUCAACUGGCGGCGUUUCCAGCGUGGCUGGCUCUCGCGGCCGUCGCUCGCGCAAAUCCCCCUUUCCCACGGCCGGCGCCGAUAAGCGCCAGUCUGAAAUCGUCUACUUUGAGCGGAUCCUCCCCCCGGGAGUGCCGCGUGGUAAUGUCGAAAUUGGCCGCCUGGCCAUGGAGCACUGUCCCUUCCUCAGCCGACUUCUCUGGCGGGGGCUGAUCUCCGCCGAGGCCAGCUGUGUUGACAUUGGCGAUUGCCCGCUCGACCGUGCGCGGUCGCUCUUGUCCACCGGCACCGAUGUCCAGCUGCUGAUCGAGGUCCACUUGAACCAGGCAGCCUAUGGCUCGACGUCGAUCCAACACACAAACUUGCAGACUUCCACCCUGGCGGACAAUGAUCGUGCCCUGGAUGCUGUGGCCUAUCAUGCGCUCUUCAAGGCGGUGGCCCCUCGCCCGGUGGCUCCUCCACCGGCGGACGUUCUCCGGCAGCUGGCUGCGGAGGAUCUCCUCUUUUCGAACGCCACACAGGCCGACCUGCCGGCCGCGCCGGAGCAUCCUACGCAGCAUGACCUCGCUGUGGGGCCUUCACCGCAGCCGGCCCCGGGCUUGGCUCCCGUGCUGGAUGUCAUGUCGGCCUUUGGCCUGUCACUGGAUGCCCUCACCCGAUCAGGGGACAUUGUCGUCGCCAUCGCCGCCACCGUCAUCAUCAGCAUCAGCAGCAUCAGCAGCAUCAGCAUCAUCAUCAUCAUCAGCAGCAGCAGCAUCAUCUUCCUCUUCUUCCUCUUCUUCCUCUUCUUCAUUAACGCCCUCACUGGGCUCGAGCUCAGCCCCGGAUUCGGGCUCAGAGCCGAUCCCAGCCUCAGGCCCCGGGUUGGCCGAUCCGAACUCCUUCGUGGCCGAACUGUCAGCUGGGCUGGCGUUGCCGAACUUUGCUAA